ACUUCCUCUCUUCUUAUAUUCAUUCAUAAUUCCCACUCUCUCUCCCAUCCCUAUCCCUAUUCCAUUCUUCCACCAUGAACUCCUCCUCCAUUUUCGCCCUCCUCCUCCUCCUCGCCGCCGCCGCCAUCGCCGCCAACCCAGAACCCGACUGCGGCCCCUGCUCCCAUCCGCCCAUUGUCAAGCCGCCGGGCGGCGGAUUACCCAAAUUGCCCCUCCCUCCCGUCGCCGGAUUACCCAAAUUACCCCUCCCUCCCGUCGGUCUCCCUCCAGUCGGCGGAUUACCCAAAUUACCCAUCCCGCCGGUGGGUGGAUUACCCAAAUUGCCCCUCCCUCCCGUCGGUCUUCCUCCAGUCGGCGGAUUGCCCAAAUUACCCAUCCCGCCGGUUGGGGGAUUACCCAAAUUGCCCCUACCUCCGGUCGGCGGAUUACCCAAAUUACCCCUCCCUCCCGUCGGUCUUCCUCCGGUCGGCGGAUUACCCAAAUUACCCCUCCCGCCGGUGGGUGGAUUACCCAAAUUGCCCCUGCCGCCGGUGGUGGUCGGCGGAAACCCGCCGAAGAGCAAACUACCCUGCCCGUCGCCUGCGGCGGCGACCUGCCCGAUAAAUGCGCUGAAGCUCGGCGCCUGCGUGGACCUCCUCGGCGGCGCCGUACACAUUGGGGUGGGAAACCCCGCCGAGAACAAAUGCUGCCCGAUUAUCUCCGGCCUGGCGGAGGUGGAAGCCGCCCUGUGUCUCUGCACCACCAUAAAGCUGAAUGCUCUGAACAUCAAGCUCUCCGUCCCCAUCGCUCUGCAGCUCCUCAUCAGCUGCGGCAAAACGCCGCCGCCGGGGUUCACUUGCGCCUUCUAGAACAUUCCAGUUUUCUAGAUAGAUUGCAAUGAUAAGGAAAUGUGGGAUUGUGCUAUUUUAUUUUAUUUUAUUUUAUUUGGGUAUUCGUUCUUGCGUUGUGCCAAUUCUAAUUUAAUUGUAUUUUUAUUGGAACUUAAGUUGCUUUUCGCCAUUGUUGGAUUUAUUGUGUGUAAAUUUGUGAUAGUUAUGUAUGUACGUACGUGCGUAAUUGUUUGCUGCAGACAUGGAAGCAAUGAAAUGAAAGGGUCAUGCUUCUUCUA
This is a messenger RNA of Andrographis paniculata, 1108 nucleotides long. Its product is annotated as 36.4 kDa proline-rich protein. The record is from RefSeq and is a predicted model, not a curated record. The transcript is spliced from 2 exons. Bases 75 to 848 code for a protein of 257 amino acids. NCBI's taxonomy places the organism in Eukaryota, Viridiplantae, Streptophyta, Magnoliopsida, Lamiales, Acanthaceae.